GCCACAAUCGCGGGAACAUCAAAGGACGCAGGGUCUCCAUGGAAAUUAGCAACGUCAUCCCCAAACUGUCGCUGCGUGCUGAACGAGACUUGAACAUUUCGAUAUCGUCUUUCCGUCUACAAGCCCUUUGUUGCUCUUUUUCCUACUGUCGCGCUCUCACAUCUCCUACGCGACAUGAGUGCUCUUUUACCUUUCCGCGACAUUAAUGUCCACGCCUCAUCCACCCAUUAUGCCUUCUCAUCCCCUUCUUCCCCAUCCGCACCUACCCUUGUUGUAGAGCGUCCCUCUGGUGAUAUUCGUCUUCAUGAUGGCAAGCUUUUGGGUGGUCAGAGAGUCACGAGUAUCCAAGGUAUUCUCGGAAUAAUCAGUCUCCGCCUCGACAAGUACAUUGUUGUAAUCACAAAGGCUCAGGCUAUGGGCAGGAUAAAGGGCCAUCAAAUUUACAGAGUCGUUGCUACUGAGCUUUUGCCUCUCCGUGAGAGACAGGUUCGCGAUCCUGAUGAGGACAUCUAUCUUGGACUGGUCAACACUCUGCUCAAGACUAGCCCUCUCUUCUUUUCAUACACUUUCGAUCUCACAAACAGUUUCCAAAGACAGGCCGAAAUUGAUCAAAACUCCCCCAUCUGGGCAAGAGCUGAUGAUCGUUUCUUCUGGAACAAGUUCAUCCAGACCGAUCUUAUCAACUUCCGUCAAGGUCAAGGAUCGCGUCGUCAGAAUGUUGGACCUCAACCUGCCAUGGAUCCUUAUAUUCUGCCCGUCAUGUAUGGUAUGCUGAGAAUUACCAACACUUCUGUCAAGAGUGCUCCCAUGACUUUCAUCCUCAUCACUCGCCGAUCAAGACACCGCGCUGGUACUCGUUACUUUUCCCGUGGACUGGACGAGCAAGGUCAUGCUUCAAACUUCAACGAGACUGAACAGAUUGUCAUUUUGAAUGAUGAUGCUUCUAGUGGAAUGACCACUUUUGCUGGAGAUGGUGGUUUCUCAAACAACAAACUUCCUGGUGGAGAGACUCAGGUCCUGUCAUAUGUCCAAACCAGAGGCAGUGUUCCCGUAUAUUGGGCUGAAGUCAACACUUUGAAGUACACUCCCAAGCUCCAAAUCAGAGGUGUUCAAUCUGCUGUGCAUGCAGCGAAGUUGCACUUUGAUGAACAGAUCAAGCUGUAUGGAGAAAACUACCUUGUCAACCUAGUCAACCAAAAGGGUCGCGAGCAAAAGGUCAAGGAGGCGUACGAAGACAUGGUGAAGCUCCUUGUUUCUAACCCAGCAGAGGAUACCGAAGCCGAUCGCACGACUAGGGAGAAGUUCCACAUUGUCGAACCUCAAGGCGGUCGUCACGAAUUCGACAAGCUUCACUACGUCUACUUUGACUUCCACAACGAGACCAAGGGAUUGAAGUGGCACCGUGCACAGCUUCUUCUCGAUCAACUCAAGGAUGGUCUGAUGAAGGGAGAAUACUUCCGUGGUGUUGACAAACCAAGUGGUGGUGUUCAAGUCUUGAGCCGUCAAACUGCUGUUGUCCGUACCAACUGCAUGGAUUGUCUUGAUCGCACAAACGUUGUUCAGUCAAUGCUUGGUCGUUUCACUCUUUCUCGCAUGUUGACUGAUGUUGGCAUCUUGAAGGCUGGUGAGAAUGCUCAGGAAGAUGCUGCCUUUGAACAUUUAUUCCGCAAUGUAUGGGCAGAUAAUGCAGACGUGGUCAGCAAAUCUUAUUCCGGUACCGGUGCUCUCAAGACAGACUUCACCCGUACUGGUAACAGAACACGCGCUGGAGCAUUGCAGGAUUUGAACAACUCAAUCACUCGUUAUGUCUGCAACAACUUCCUUGAUGGACCCAGACAGGAUGCCUUCGAUCUCUUCCUCGGCACCUACACACCAGACCCAUCAGGCUUAGGUUCUGCACAUCAAUUCGCAGACACCAGACCGGUACUCAUCCAGUCUUUGCCAUACAUUUUGGCCGCCUGUGUGUUCUUCAUCUUUAUCUCCCUCUUCACACGUCGUCUGCCAGAUGCUACCGUUUGGCCAUUGAGAAUUUUCGUUCUUCUUUGUCUUGUCGGAGCUGCUUGGUCUGGAAGGUUCAUCACCUCGCAUGGAGGUCUUUACGUCAACUGGCCAAAGCUCAACACACCUGCACACGCUCUUGAGAGUUAUCAAGAAACUCUGGAGCGCGUAGGUAGAGAUCCUCUUCUUGGAUCCAUGGUUGCCAAGCACGGUCGCGGAAAGAGCGAUGCUAGACUUGGAUACAUGGAGGAAGGCAAGAAGCGUAGAGAAUAGGUGUUGUCUUGGAAGGAACGAUUGAGCAAAAAGAGGUCGGGUCGGGUAAUAAUAGAAGAACAAUGGAUGGUAAUUAAAUGAUAUUUCUCUCUCCUG
Messenger RNA from Aureobasidium pullulans EXF-150, 2367 nucleotides. RefSeq lists its product as uncharacterized. NCBI's taxonomy places the organism in Eukaryota, Fungi, Ascomycota, Dothideomycetes, Dothideales, Saccotheciaceae. Bases 175 to 2271 code for a protein of 698 amino acids. Gene Ontology annotation, molecular function: phosphatidylinositol-4-phosphate phosphatase activity. The record is from RefSeq and is a predicted model, not a curated record. Gene Ontology annotation, cellular component: endoplasmic reticulum. The transcript is spliced from 3 exons. Gene Ontology annotation, biological process: phosphatidylinositol dephosphorylation.